AAAUUUUACAAACGGAACUUUUACAAGUUUGAGUGAAAUAGAAUACCAAGAAUUUCUGGACAGAGGGAUUCCAGCUACAAUAUUCCUGCUAUUUCUGUCAGUCGUAGGAACAAUUGGCAAUAUACACACAGUCUUAGUAUAUACGUUAUCGCCAGUCAUGGCAAGAUACUCCGUUCGAGUUUUUAUCAUUUGGCUUUCCCUUGUCGAUCUUACAUCAUGUUUGUUGUGUAUGCCUUUUAAGAUUUUUGAUAUCCGAUACGACUACACAUUUUCAUCUGUCGGUGCUUGUAAAUUCUUUAGAUUUCUUAAUCACAUUGUAACAGUGGCCUCCGGCUGUUUAUUGACUGCAAUUGCCAUUGAAAGAUAUAAGAUAAUUGUCAAAAACUUGCCCGUACUAUUUGCUAAUUCACAAAGGUCGAAUGUCAUAUCUGCCAGUCUGUUAGGAUUAUCCACGAUAUUGUCAAUUCCUGCAGUUAUAUUUUACGGUCUGAACGAAAAAGAAACAAACAUUGUUGGCCUUACAGGCAAGGAUUGUAAAAUUUUAUCAGAGUAUCACAGUAUACGUUAUGUAGGAGUUUAUUACAGUAUAUUAGUAAUUAUCAGUUCAGCUGGCGCUGUCAUGUGCAUCGUUUCAUAUGGAAACAUACUGUGUAAAAUUUAUACUCGGAAAGAUUGGAGGGAAUCAUUAGGAAAGAAACCAGAUUCGUCUUCCAAUAAACCGUCUGAAAUAAGUUCGGGGACCACCCUGGUUAUAUCUACUAUUCCACAUGGGGAGGAAAAAUUGAAUAAUGUGCACACUGAAAUUUCGUACAGUGAAAAGAACAAGGCUACUCGUUCAAAACACAAUCUUGGAAAUGCGAUUCGACUAACAAUAAGCUUCAUGAUAGCAACCGCUAUUUCCUAUUUAGGAUAUAUGUUAUAUGUGUUCACAUUCAUGGUCAUAAUGCUAAAUCCUAAGAUGUAUCAAAAUAUUGUCCAACCAGUAUCCAACAUUCUAUUGCGCGGAUAUUUUGUCAACAAUGCAGCCAAUCCUAUCGUAUUUUGUCUGUUUGAUAGAACUUUUCGACAGGAAUGCUUGGAAUUGUAUGGAAAAAUAUUUUUAAAGAAAACAAUAUCGCCGGCAUUACCCUGAUUCAAAUUUCUUUCAAGCACAACUAUAAAUAAAUUUUGAUAUGAGAGAACGGUGAAAAGGGUAUUAUAUUUCCAAAAUGGCGUAUGUGUGACUGUCAUUGCUUGGGCAUGUUAUAUAUGCCAAUUGGUAGUGAUUAAGAUUAUAACAAAAUGUUAACUGCUGUAACCCUUUUAUUGACAUUUUUACCUAUUAUCAUGAUUAUGUCUGUUUGUUUUGUUCACACAUCGUUGUCAAUAUAAUGGAAUUUUAUACGAUUGUCAUACAAGUGAGAGGUUUAGCCAGCCAUAAAACCAGGUUUAAUCCACCAUUUUCGACACAACAAAAUGCCUGUACCAAGUCAGGAAUAUGACAGUUGUUAUCCAUUCGUUUGAUGUGUUUGAGCUUUUGAGCUUGCCAUUUGCUUAGGGACUUUCCGUUUGGAAUUUUCCUCGGAGUUCGGUAUUUUUGUUAUAUUACUUUUCUUUGUUUUUGUAUUGCAUGUUAAUUAUUCACAUCUUACAGCUACGAAUAAAACAUAAUGUAAGGAAGACAGCGUAAUCAAACAAUGCCAGAUGACUAAGUUCGAUUACUGAAGGUUAGUGCAUGCCUUUACAGGUUGGCCAUCACAUAUGUUGUUCAAGGGAGUCUGCUGUAUUGGUAACUGUAUCAAACCAGAAUGUAUGGAUGAAGUAUUAGUGUAACAUAUAUUAGUAUAAGAAAAAUUGUUUGGCGUUAAUACUGACAUGUAUA
Molecule: messenger RNA, 1861 nt
Organism: Mytilus californianus (California mussel)
Lineage: Eukaryota; Metazoa; Mollusca; Bivalvia; Mytilida; Mytilidae
Product: 5-hydroxytryptamine receptor 2B-like
Exons: 1
Coding region: 158-1132 (324 amino acids)
Biological process (GO): neuropeptide signaling pathway
Cellular component (GO): membrane
Molecular function (GO): G protein-coupled peptide receptor activity
Source: RefSeq, a predicted model, not a curated record